AUGGCAACUAGCAGCCUCCGGUGCAUUGCUUUUGCACAUAAGAAAAUUUCAGAAGAAGAUCAAGAACAUGAUAUGGAGCAAAAAAAGAUAGAAGAAGAUGGUAUGACCCUAUUAGGAUUGGUGGGUAUAAAGGACCCAUGUUGUCCAGGGGUAAAGAAAGCUGUGGAAAAUUGCCAGAAUGCAGGUGUGAACAUCAAAAUGAUCACUGGAGACAAUGUUUUCACAGCAAAAGCUAUUGCUGUUGAAUAUGGAAUACUGAGGAUUGGUCAAGACAUGAGUGGAGCAAUGGUAGAAGGCAUCGAAUUCAGAAACUACACACUAAAGGAGAGAAUGGAGAAAGUUGAUAAAAUUUGUGUGAUGGCAAGGUCUUCUCCCUUCGACAAGCUACUGAUGGUAGAAUGUUUGAAACAAAAAGGUCAUGUUGUUGCAGUCACUGGGGAUGGCACAAAUGAUGCACCAGCAUUGAAAGAAGCUGAUGUAGGACUUUUAAUGGGAAUUCAGGGCACCGAAGUGGCAAAGGAGAGCUCAGAUGUUGUCAUUUUGGAUGACAACUUUGCCUCUGUUGCUAGAGUUUUAAGGUGGGGAAGAUGUGUGUACAACAACAUCCAGAAGUUCAUUCAGUUCCAACUCACCGUGAAUGUUGUUGCUCUUGUGAUCAACUUUGUGGCAGCUGUCUCAGCUGGUGAAGUCCCAUUAACAGCAGUUCAGUUAUUAUGGGUAAACCUAAUUAUGGACACAUUGGGUGCUCUAGCUCUUGUAACGGAGAAGCCCACCGAGGAGUUGAUGACGAAGCCAGUUGCACCUUUCGACAUCUGCGGACAUCAUAAAGCUAAUCCUAAAACCUCCAUUAGCUCUCUAUCAAGCCCAAGAUCAGUGGCCGGUUUCCCUCAACAUGGCCUUCACCCUUGA
Molecule: messenger RNA, 909 nt
Organism: Quercus robur (English oak)
Lineage: Eukaryota; Viridiplantae; Streptophyta; Magnoliopsida; Fagales; Fagaceae
Product: putative calcium-transporting ATPase 13, plasma membrane-type
Exons: 1
Coding region: 1-909 (302 amino acids)
Cellular component (GO): membrane; intracellular membrane-bounded organelle
Molecular function (GO): ATP binding; ATP hydrolysis activity; P-type calcium transporter activity
Source: RefSeq, a predicted model, not a curated record